AAUGUGUUCAAGUGACUGGAAAAUCUCAACUGCGCCUUUUGAAACUUGCCCUCACUGCCAUCGCCUCAGUCCUUCCCCUGGCUUUUCCCCUGGUGGGUUUGGUCCUUGGGGUUGCUGCUGGAGCCAUACAUCAGAGCCGACGGCCCAAACUUCCGUUUUGCACUCUCCCACCGUUUGUUCUGUGCUUGGGCUGUAGUACCUAGAGCCUAGCAAACUGGCGUCAGAAACUAACGUCUAGUAUCUAGGGUCUAGUUCCCUAUUUAUAGGGUUGAACGGCAUUGUGCGUGGUGACGACGAGUAAGUCGCGGCGCAAUGGCGAUCGAUCCCGAUGAGAUCCAGGUGGGGCCGCAGGCCUCCAUCUUCGUCGUCCUCGCCACGCUAGGUCUGGGGGCCGGCGCGUGCACGCUUGGCAUCCUCGCUAUGGUGCUCCCCUCUUCCACGUACACGGUGCCUCCAGAGGCGAACAUCAGUCAGGUGCUGGAAUGCGGCUACCAGUCGAGCACCGCUACCCUGUUCGGGAUCAUAGGGGGGAUGCUGCUGGCGGCAGGAAUGGCUCUGAUAUCCGUGCUGGGGGGCUGCGUGUGCUGCGUCACCAUCCAGUACGCCCAUGGCCAGGCGCUCAAAGUCAGCAUCGUGUGCUACACGCUGGCAUGGGUGGCGUUCUUCAUAUCUGAGGUGUGCCUCAUGUCGGGGGGCUCGCUCAACAACUACCACAAGUCAGUCACCAACUAUCAGUACGACUAUCAGCUGCGCACCUGCUACCAGCUCAAGACAUCCACCUAUAUCGUGGGAGCAGUGAUGUCGAUAUUGACAGUGGUGUUUGCAGUGCUGUACUACGGGCAAGCGCAGAAGUCAAAGUACGAGGCGUGGGUGGAGCAGGGCGCGCCCACGCCCCGCCUCUACUCCCUCGAGACGAUGAAGAGCUUUGUCAUUGCUGGGCCGGCUCGGGCCGGGCCUCUCAAGUCUGAAGAUGAUGACGAUGACGAUGAUGAUGACUUGAGAGAGGAGGAAGAGGAGGACGAGGAGGAGUAUGAUGUGUUUGAGGAGGACGAAGAGGAUGACAGGCGGCCACUCAACCCCCGUAGGCAUGAUGACGACGAUGAUGAUGAUGAUGAUGAUGAGCAUGGGCGUGCUCACUAAGAGCAGGGUGUAUAGCGUAGUGGGUAUAGAGGUUGUAGAUAGUUGAUGUACCAUAAACGCCCGGAUAUAUGUCCCUAGGGUCUUUUUUCGUAUACUGGUGAAAAGGGAGGGUGGGUUGAGUAAGGAAACCUGAAAAUAAAUUACCCGGGACCUA
Messenger RNA from Closterium sp. NIES-67, 1294 nucleotides. The record is from the annotation of a GenBank genome assembly. NCBI's taxonomy places the organism in Eukaryota, Viridiplantae, Streptophyta, Zygnematophyceae, Desmidiales, Closteriaceae.